GCUUACUCGUUCAUUCUUACAUUUGUAGCCAUACCGGUAUGUCGUCAUAAUUUGCAAAAUUACCGUUCAAAAACUUACGUAGACAGGCACAGCCUUGUCGGUCAAAUUGACUCCCAAAUAUUUGACGUACCUUAAGUGCCAAUAAUGUCGUGAUUUCCAACCGCAUCACCUUUCAAUUAUUAAUCACGACAAAUUAACUUUUAUUCUUUUUAGGAUGGAAUGUGCUCAUUGUAAAAUACUAAUUCUACCAAAGCUCCACUUUUACCAAUGCAAAAAUUGCUCGCGAUACUACCACCGUAGCGGAUGUGUCCAGCCAGUGUUCCAUGCAAAUUUUUGUCAACUUAAGAGAACAGGAUGGAUAUGCAACACAUGUCAAUACAGAGAUUUGAAGGACAUCAAUCACUCCCCCUUUUUGACCAGCACACAAGUAAAUCAAGACAACAUAGCUCAAGCAACGCCAGACAACGCCAACAUUGUCACACCGAUCACAACUUCAAAAAAUUUUCGCAUACGUCAUUUAGACUUGUAUCGUUACAUGGGAUGCGUCCAUUGCACCAAAAGCAUGAGAAUCGCAACUAGCGAAGGGAAGUUUAUCUGCACUACAUGUAAGAGAGAAACGGGUCGAAAAAUUUGCUUCGUGGCGCGGCAAAUAGUUUUGCAACAUGUAUCGAGUGAAUGUGAAGACAUUACGGUUGUGGCGUACAAUAAUGAGAUUGUGAAGCUACUUGGGGGGCAUGAAGCGUGUUCCUUUCAAAGCGAUGAGGAUGCCCGAGUUGAAGCAGCAAAAAGACUGAUCGGAGCCAUUAUCAGCUUGAAAUUAGAAAACUAUAAUUUAUCACCUGAAAAGUGCAAAAUUCGUGGAGCACGAGAGGAACUAGUGGCGAGAAACAUUAAAGUCAUUUGCUAUCCGAAUGACGAGGAUAAAAACUAUCUUAUUGAAUCACCAAUCAGUUUGUCCGAGAGUUUUAAAGAGUUGCACGUAAAUAAUGGAGGAUGUCCACGUAGGGUCACGGAAAACGAAGAAUCCAAUCUAAUAAAUGAGAACCGCCCAAAGAAACUUGCAGUUCGUUCUGCCGAUAGGAAACAUAAUGCUUUGGAAACACUAAAUCUAUCAGGAACCAUGUCUAUAACGGCUCUGGAAGACAAAUACACGACUAUACUGCCUGGACUCGCGUUGGUCAUUAACAACCAGAAUUACCCUCGUCGGCCUCUUCGACAGCAAAAAAGAGUAGGAUCAGAGAAAGAUGUAGAAUCUGUGCUAAGUUUGUUAAAAUUUUUAAAGUUUAAGCUAUUUAGACCCACAAUAGCUAAUCGGACUGUUUCCGGCGUUGUAAUCGACCCAUCCCUCGAGGAAAUCAGAAAAGUCAUUCUACAGUUUAAAGCAGCUCUUGAUCAAAACAAUGCGUCAUCAUGCAUGGUCAUUUUUAUGGGUCACGGAGCUUGUGGAAGUCUCACACUUACGAAUGAGAACUCAAUCUCAUUAUGGACAGAUUUAGUUUACCAGUUCUCAGACAAAAAUUUUACGAGGUUUUCUGGAAAGCCAAAAAUAUUUUUUGUGGAAGCAUGUCAAAGUUUUCAAGGAAGCCAGGAACGUUCGGAUGAAGCGCACUCCCGAAGCCUGUCAAGGGACACAAUCUCAGACACGCUGGUUGUGGUCUCGUCAGUACCAGGGAAAUAUUCCUUCUUGUAUCCCACGUUGGGGUCCAUUUUUAUCCGAAGCCUGUGCUCCUCUAUGAGACGCUGGGUAAACACAGAGCACCUCCUCGAUAUCAUUAAAGCUGUGCAAAGACUUAUGGCGAUGGAAGUCAUUCACGCACAAAACGAACGAGGUCAAGACCCAUAUACACAAAUGCUGGAUUACAAGGAUUUGAUGUUCAAAAGAUUUUAUUUUAAUAUCUAGUUCAAAGACAAAGUUCGAAAACAAAGUGUUUAGGUCAUGUAGAUAGAUAGUAAUUAUCGGUAUUAUUUCAUUAUUAUUGAACAAAUGUGUACUCAACUCACUGUAUUUUAUUGUUACUAUAAUAUAAUAAUACCAUUCAUGCAUUCAUUUGGACUGAA
Folsomia candida is the source of this 2058-nucleotide messenger RNA. RefSeq lists its product as uncharacterized. NCBI's taxonomy places the organism in Eukaryota, Metazoa, Arthropoda, Collembola, Entomobryomorpha, Isotomidae. Gene Ontology annotation, molecular function: cysteine-type endopeptidase activity. Gene Ontology annotation, biological process: proteolysis. Bases 215 to 1900 code for a protein of 561 amino acids. The record is from RefSeq and is a predicted model, not a curated record. The transcript is spliced from 8 exons.